AUGUUUGGGAUCCAAGAUACGUUAGGAAGAGGGCCGAUCCUGAAAGACAAGGUGCUGGGGUCGGAGAUGGAUCCGGUCCGCUCUUGGGUCAGGAACGUUGGCGUGGUGGAUGCCAACAUCGCCGCUCAAAGCGGCGUGGCGUUGUCUCGAGCCCACUUCGAAAAACAGCCUCCCUCCAACUUGAGGAAAUCCAACUUCUUCCACUUCGUCUUGGCUCUCUACGACCGCCAGGGUCAGCCCGUGGAAAUCGAGCGGACGGCGUUCGUGGACUUCGUGGAAAAUGACAAAGAACAAGGCAACGAAAAGACAAAUAAUGGGACACACUACAAAUUGCAGCUUCUGUACAGCAAUGGUGUCAGGACUGAACAAGAUCUAUUUGUCAGACUCAUUGAUUCAGUCACAAAACAGCCUAUCGCCUAUGAAGGACAAAACAAGAACCCGGAAAUGUGCAGAGUUCUACUCACCCAUGAAGUUAUGUGCAGUCGUUGCUGUGAAAAGAAGAGCUGUGGAAAUCGUAACGAGACUCCCUCAGACCCCGUGAUCAUUGAUAGAUUCUUCUUAAAAUUCUUCCUCAAGUGCAACCAGAACUGUUUGAAGACUGCAGGAAACCCUCGAGAUAUGCGACGAUUCCAGGUUGUAUUAUCAACAACAGUGAAUGUUGACGGGCAUGUCCUGGCAGUAUCAGACAAUAUGUUUGUUCACAACAACUCAAAACAUGGGCGAAGAGCAAGGAGACUUGAUCCUUCAGAAGCCACCCCAUGCAUCAAAGCAAUUAGUCCAAGUGAAGGCUGGACCACUGGUGGAGCAAUGGUGAUCAUUAUAGGGGACAACUUUUUUGAUGGGCUUCAAGUCGUAUUUGGGACCAUGCUUGUGUGGAGUGAGCUGAUCACCCCACAUGCCAUCCGUGUCCAAACACCACCUCGUCACAUCCCUGGCGUGGUUGAAGUAACAUUAUCGUACAAAUCCAAACAAUUUUGCAAAGGAGCUCCUGGUAGAUUUAUUUAUACAGCUUUAAAUGAGCCAACCAUAGACUAUGGUUUCCAAAGACUCCAGAAGGUCAUCCCGAGACAUCCUGGUGAUCCAGAAAGACUAGCAAAGGAGAUGCUUUUGAAACGAGCAGCUGACCUAGUCGAAGCACUGUAUGGGACACCACAUAACAAUCAGGACAUUAUUCUGAAGCGAGCUGCUGAUAUUGCGGAAGCUCUCUACAGUGUCCCAAGAAAUCCAGGUCAGAUCCCUACUUUGUCCAGCUCUCCUGCUCACAGUGCCAUGAUGGGCAUCAACUCCUAUGGCAGCCAGUUGGGAGUCAGCAUCUCUGAGUCCACACAAGGGAAUAAUCAAGGCUACAUCCGCAACACAAGCAGCAUAUCUCCACGAGGUUAUUCCUCCAGCACAACCCCUCAGCAGUCUAAUUACAGCACCCCCAGUAACAGCAUGAACGGCUACAGCAAUGUCCCCAUGUCCAACUUGGCUGUUCCCAGUUCACCUGGAUUUAUUAAUGGUUCUCCCACAGGAUCGCCCUAUGGCUUGAUGUCUUCAAGCCCCACAGUUGGUUCUUCAAGCAGUUCCUCCAUCCUUCCAUUCUCCUCCUCUGUCUUUCCUGCUGUCAAACAAAAGAGUGCCUUUGCUCCUGUCAUCCGACCCCAGGGGUCCCCUUCCCCAGCGUGCUCCACUGGCAAUGGAAAUGGGUUUAGAGCCAUGACUGGUCUUGUUGUACCUCCAAUGUGAAGAGAAGAGAAGGCAUUGCUGGGAUUUCUUCCCUGCCUCCCCCGGUCCUUUUUUUUUUUUCUACAGCACAAAACUACUUAUU
Molecule: messenger RNA, 1810 nt
Organism: Pseudonaja textilis
Lineage: Eukaryota; Metazoa; Chordata; Lepidosauria; Squamata; Elapidae
Source: RefSeq, a predicted model, not a curated record